Messenger RNA from Eurytemora carolleeae, 1272 nucleotides. RefSeq lists its product as uncharacterized. The record is from RefSeq and is a predicted model, not a curated record. NCBI's taxonomy places the organism in Eukaryota, Metazoa, Arthropoda, Copepoda, Calanoida, Temoridae.
CACACUGAAACUCCGCAGUACUUUUUCAAUAGGCGGCGAUAUCAUACAGAUUUAAAGUGACGAUUUUGAGAUCUACUAACCUGUAUUGGAAGCUUCUAAGUCUACUGCAAGAUUAUGAAUCGACGAGAAAAUGUUCCCAAACAAAAGAUUCCUAAACAUUUAAGAAAACGUUACUCCUUAGUUCCAUCAUCUUCUCUACACUCGUCCUUUGUUCAAAUUCAUCAGAAUACUUCUGGAAUUUGUUUAGUUGAUAUUCUUAAAUUUGUAAAGCAGUUGAUUUUGGAUGGAAGGCAUUAUGAUGAGCGCAAUCCUUCUAUAAUCUUGUGUUAUCGUUCUCAACAAUUGGAAAACAUAUUUGGAAUGAAAGCUUUGCAUGUAAGCCAGGUUCAAAGUGCCCUAGCAAAAUCAUUAGUUGCUCUGAACACUCCUGAGAAUAGUUCAGGAUCAGAUUCAGGAUCAGAACCUGAAGAAGCUGAAGCAGAAGUAACAACAUCUAAGAAAUCCGCAACUCCAAAAGCUGACCCAAAUACUAAGUACAGACUAUCCGAAAGUCUGAAACAACUAUUUGUUUCUGCUGCUAUUCUUGUUCACUCUCAGGAGCUGUUUACAUAUUCAGAAGCAGCAGGGCUGCUCUCUAAAUACAUUAUAUCCAAGAAAGAUCACAUUUUUGAUUCUCGAAACAUUAUGGUGGCUCUAGUCGGCCAGGAUCGUCUAGGAGAAGUGUUUGAUGUUACUGCGUUCCAUCGAAGCCAGGCAUCCAUGUUCUUAAAAAAACACUUGUUCCCUGAGAUAGAAAAUCCGCAAGAACUUCCAAAAAGUGCUGAAGAUAAAUCUACGGCUACAGUUGGGACCCAGACAAUGCAGGAAAUUAAAGAAGAACCUUCAAUGUUUAAGAGACAACCAUGUGCAGAACUUGUGAAUGUGCAAAUGCCGCUGAAUGAGACCAAAACAUCGAAAAGAUGCGCAGACUGGACUGAGAGGGUGCUUCCGCCAAAGAAAAGGACGAUGGAAUUGAGAGGGUAAAAGCUAUCAUCAGAAAACUAGAAAGCCCAAAUGUAUCAACUUCGAACAGAAAAACUCUAGAAAUUAAUUUUGUCUUUUUUUAUUUAUUUUAUUUGGUUUGGAAUGCACUUUUAGAUAUUUAUUCCAACUCGAUGCCAUCCGUGCAAAACAAUAAAUGGCCAAUGAAUAAUUGUUAGUUUCAUCUAAUUUGUUUUGUGAUAUUUAUAAAACUAUUAACUAUGAAAUAUAUGAAAUUAAAUGAAAAAUUUA